CCAAGCCACUUACUUCUUCACAUCUGACAGUAACGCUCUACUUCAAAUCCUCCACUACAGCCAUCAGCCAUGGCUCUUAAAAACAUGCUUUUCUUUUUCUUCUUCUUGAACCUCUUUCUUUCUUUCUCCUCUCAAGAAACUAUUAAAGCUCCCACAAACAAGAGCGAUAAUUUCUCUCUUUUAUUUCCUCUUACUUCUCGUUCUCUUUCUCCUCAAACUUCUCCCAAAUUUUACUCUUCUUUCGUUUCACAGGCCAAGCCUGUUGGCGGAAAGAAUGUCUCUUCGGCUUUGAACUACAGAACAAAGUUCAGUUAUACGAUGGCUCUGAUUGUGUCUCUUCCGAUUGGGACGCCGCCGCAGACUCAGGAGAUGGUGUUGGAUACUGGUAGCCAGCUGUCGUGGAUUCAGUGUCAUAAGAAAGCUGCUGCUGCUUCUGCUUCUAGUAAGAAGCUUGGUACUCCUUCGACGUCGUUUGAUCCUUCACUCUCUUCUUCUUUCUCUGUUUUACCGUGUAAUCAUCCGGUGUGUAAACCGAGGGUGGCCGAUUUUACCCUUCCCACGGAUUGUGACGAGAACCGUUUGUGUCAUUACUCGUACUUCUACGCUGAUGGCACGUUGGCUGAGGGUAAUCUCGUCAGAGAAAAAUUCACCUUUUCUCCUUCCCAAAGUACCCUUCCUCUGGUUCUUGGUUGCGCCAAGGAUUCUAGUGACGAUCAGGGUAUUUUGGGAAUGAAUGUUGGACGGUUGUCGUUUGCUUCCCAAGCAAAGGUAUCCAAGUUUUCAUAUUGCGUUCCGCCACGAAGCUCCCGAGUCGGGUUUACACCAACCGGGUCAUUCUACCUCGGUGAGAACCCGAACUCAGCCGGGUUUCAAUAUGUUAACUUAUUGACUUUUCCUCAGAGUCAACGCAUGCCGAAUUGGGAUCCCUUGGCAUACACUGUUGUUUUGCAAGGAAUACGAAUUAAUGGAAAGAAAUUAAAUAUUCCAGUGUCGGCAUUCCGGCCCGAUGCUAGCGGCUCGGGUCAGACAAUCGUUGAUUCUGGAUCCGAUUUCACUUAUCUGGUGGAUGAAGCUUACAAUCAAGUAAAAGCGGAGGUUGUAAGAUUGGUGGGCCCGAAGUUAAAAAAGGGGUACGUAUAUGGUGGGGCUUCGGACAUGUGUUUCGACGGCAAUGCUUUGGAAAUUGGACGGCUGAUAGGCGACAUGGUGUUGGAGUUCGAUAAAGGAGUGGAGAUAGUGAUUCCGAAAGAAAGAAUGUUAGCAAAUGUAGAGGUUGGGGUCAAUUGUGUGGGAAUUGGACGGUCGGAUAUGCUCGGUAUCCCUAGUAAUAUUAUCGGAAACUUUCAUCAGCAAAAUCUAUGGGUGGAAUAUGAUCUGACUAACAAGAGAGUGGGUUUCGGUAAGGCUGACUGUAGCAGAUCAGCGUAAAUAUUAGUGGUUGACUGGUAGUGCUUGAUUACCUAAUUUGGAUGGACAGAAACAGUUCAUAUAGAUAUUUUCGCGUGGGACUUAACACAAAAUAGUUAAAAAGAACAGUAACCGUCGGAUUCUCUGGUUCAUGAUGUGAUGGACGCUGUAGAUUGGAGUAAGGCCAGAGUGGGCAGAUGGUCCCAACAUUGAGAUGACGGGAGUAUAGGCUCAAUCUAUGGUGUUGUCAUGGACGGUGUAGAUUGGAGUAUAGUGUUGUAUAGACGAGGAUGUGAAAAUCAUGUGACUAAUUUGUAGGUUAAUUAUUCAGUUAAUAUUAUUAUAUAAUCGUGUUU
Mangifera indica (mango) is the source of this 1763-nucleotide messenger RNA. RefSeq names its product aspartic proteinase PCS1-like. The record is from RefSeq and is a predicted model, not a curated record. The coding region runs from base 70 to 1428 and encodes 452 amino acids. Gene Ontology annotation, biological process: proteolysis. Gene Ontology annotation, molecular function: aspartic-type endopeptidase activity. The transcript has a single exon. NCBI's taxonomy places the organism in Eukaryota, Viridiplantae, Streptophyta, Magnoliopsida, Sapindales, Anacardiaceae.